Messenger RNA from Diabrotica balteata, 510 nucleotides. The record is from the annotation of a GenBank genome assembly. Lineage: Eukaryota; Metazoa; Arthropoda; Insecta; Coleoptera; Chrysomelidae.
AUGUUUGCAGAAAGACUAGAAUUUCUUGCCGCUCUGACAGAACGGGCAUUAAAUUCAGAAGCUGAGCUCAAAUUAAAUACUGACCAGUCCAUUACACCAGAAAGUGACACAGCUAGAUUUUUUAAUUUGGAAUGUGAAAAACGAGAAAACAGGAAAAACAAGAAAAUAUCGAUUCUCGUUUUGAUGUUUAUAAAGCUGAUAUUUCUGAAGCUGGUUGUAACAAAGAUCAAUGCACCUAGUGAAAGGAUUACUGAGUUCUUUGGAAGCGAUAUCGACGACAGUGACAAGGAACCAGAUUAUGAACUUCCUGAAUCAGACGACUCGAAUAGUAUUUCAUUGGUUUCGUUCGAAAAUACAACAGAUCCAAAUCAAUUGAAUAAAAAUAAAAAUAAAAGAAAAUCGGUAAAAGGUGAUACUAGAGCAAUGAGGGAAAAAAUUGGACAUAAAUGCAGUUUCUCAGUUGAUAUGAAAAUCAUUUUUGCUACUGAAUUUUAUAGCAAGUUUACUUGA